Messenger RNA from Sturnus vulgaris (Common starling), 3823 nucleotides. It is a transcript of the gene EXTL3, whose product is annotated as exostosin like glycosyltransferase 3. Lineage: Eukaryota; Metazoa; Chordata; Aves; Passeriformes; Sturnidae. The record is from RefSeq and is a predicted model, not a curated record. Gene Ontology annotation, molecular function: glycosyltransferase activity. Gene Ontology annotation, cellular component: membrane.
AACGACCGUGGAGGAGCCGCCGGCACGGCAAGAAGAUGAAAUUCCCCUUCCAUUGGCUUCUCGUUGAGCAGGCACAAUAACAUUUCCCUUGGAGAGACUUGCCGUAAAAACUCUUUUGGUUAUGGCUACUGACCCAACGUGAUUGCGCGCGCGGCGACUUCGGAACUCAUGACUGGCUAUACGAUGUUGCGCAAUGGGGGAGUGGGGAACGGAGGCCAGCCCUGGGUGUUGAGGUGGUCCAGUCGGAUCCGGCUCACCUGGCUCAGCUUCACCCUCUUCGUCAUCCUCGUUUUCUUCCCCCUCAUUGCCCACUACUACCUGACCACCAUCGACGACGCGGACGAUGCCGGCAAACGCAUCUUCGGCCCCCGCACCGGCAACGAGCUGUGCGAGGUGAAGCACGUGCAGGACCUGUGCCGCAUCCGCGAGUCGGUCAGCGAGGAGCUGCUCCAGCUCGAGGCCAAGCGGCAGGAGCUCAACAGCGAGAUCGCCAAGCUCAACUUGAAGAUCGAGGCGUGCAAGAAGAGCAUUGAAAAUGCCAAGCAGGACCUGCUGCAGCUGAAGAACGUCAUCAGUCAGACUGAGCAUUCCUACAAAGAGCUGAUGGCUCAGAACCAGCCCAAGCUCUCCUUGCCCAUCCGGCUGCUGCCAGACAAGGAUGAUGUGACCUUCCCCCUGCCAAAAUCCAACAGGAACUGCAGGCUGCACAACUGCUUUGACUACUCACGCUGCCCGCUGACAUCUGGCUUUCCAGUCUAUGUCUACAACAGUGACGAUUACCCUUUUGGUAGUUCCUUAGACCCUUUGAUUAAACAGGCCUUUGAGGCGACUGUCAGAACUAACGUUUAUGUUACUGAGAAUGCAAAUAUUGCUUGUGUGUAUAUAAUUUUAGUGGGGGAAAUGCAAGAGCCCGUAAUGCCAAAACCUACUGAACUAGAGCAACAGUUGCACUCUUUGCCAUAUUGGAGGACUGAUGGACACAACCAUCUCAUCAUCAAUCUCUCGAGGAAGUCGGAAACUCAGAACUUCAUGUACAACAUCAGCACGGGGCGCGCCAUGAUCGCCCAGUCCACCUUUUACGACGCCCAGUAUCGACCGGGGUUUGACAUUGUGAUAUCGCCUCUGGUCCACGCCAUGUCCGAGCCCAACUUCCUAGAAAUCCCACCCCAGGUGCCGGUCAAGCGUAAGUACCUGUUCAGUUUCCAGGGGGAGAAGAUCGAAUCUCUCCGCUCCAGCUUGCAGGAGGUUCGUUCUUUCGAGGAGGAGAUCGAAGGCAACGCCCCGGCCGACUACGACGACCGGAUCAUCACCACCUUGAAGGCUGUUCAGGACAGCAAGCUGGACUUUGUUCUGGUGGAGUUCACCUGUAAGAACCAGCCUAAGGCGAGUCUGCCCACUGAGUGGGCUCUGUGUGGAGAAAGGGACGACAGACUAGAGCUACUGAAGCUUUCUACUUUUGCACUGAUCAUCACCCCCGGGGACACCCAUUUAGUGAUCUCCGCCGGGUGCACCAUGAGACUGUUUGAGGCCCUGGAGGUCGGGGCCAUCCCGGUGAUUCUCGGAGAGCAAGUUCAGCUACCCUACAACGAUGUGAUCCGGUGGAACGAGGCAGCCUUAAUUAUACCAAAGCCACGUAUCACAGAAGUGCACUUUCUUCUGAGAAGCAUUUCUGACAAUGAUCUCCUUGCCAUGAGGAGGCAGGGCCGCUUCUUGUGGGAGACCUACUUCUCCACCUCCGACAACGUCUUCAGCACGGUCUUAGCUAUCAUAAGGACUCGAAUCCAAAUCCCAGCUGCUCCUAUCCGAGAAGAACCCGCUGUGGAGAUCCCCCACCGCUCUGGCAAAGCUGCUGGUACAGACCCCAACAUGGCAGACAAUGGUGACCUGGACUUGGGGCCUGUGGAAACAGAGCCACCCUAUGCCUCUCCCAAAUAUCUCCGCAAUUUCACCCUCACCGCCAUGGAUAUCUACAGGAAUUGGAAUUCUGCCCCGGGGCCUUUCCACCUCUUCCCCUACACUCCCUUUGACCCCGUUUUACCAUCAGAAGCGAAAUUUUUGGGGUCUGGGACUGGAUUUCGACCCAUUGGUGGAGGAGCAGGUGGCUCUGGGAAGGAGUUCCAGGCUGCUCUGGGUGGUAACGUCCCACGGGAGCAGUUCACCGUGGUGAUGUUGACUUACGAGCGGGAGGAAGUGUUGAUGAACUCCCUAGAAAGGCUCAAUGGUCUCCCCUACUUAAAUAAAGUUGUGGUGGUGUGGAACUCACCCAAGCUUCCCUCCGAGGAUCUCUUGUGGCCAGACAUCGGCGUCCCCAUCAUGGUGGUGCGCACGGAGAAGAACAGCCUCAACAAUCGCUUCCUGCCCUGGGACCAGAUCGACACCGAGGCCAUCCUGUCCAUCGAUGACGACGCUCACCUGCGCCACGAUGAGAUCAUGUUCGGCUUCAGGGUGUGGAGAGAGGCCAGGGAUCGCAUCGUGGGCUUCCCUGGGCGCUACCACGCCUGGGACAUCCCCCACCAGUCCUGGCUCUACAACUCCAACUACUCCUGUGAGCUCUCCAUGGUGCUCACUGGUGCUGCCUUCUUCCACAAGUACUACGCAUACCUGUACUCCUACGUGAUGCCCCAGGCCAUCCGGGACAUGGUGGACGAGUACAUCAACUGCGAGGACAUCGCCAUGAACUUCCUCGUGUCCCACCUGACCAGGAAACCUCCCAUCAAGGUCACCUCCCGCUGGACCUUCCGCUGUCCUGGCUGUCCCCAGGCGCUGUCCCACGACGAUUCCCACUUCCACGAGCGGCACAAGUGCAUCAAUUUCUUUGUGAAGGUGUACGGGUACAUGCCCCUGCUCUACACCCAGUUCCGCGUCGACUCCGUUCUCUUCAAGACCCGCCUGCCCCACGACAAGACCAAAUGCUUCAAGUUCAUCUAGGAAUGGGAGCAGAGUGGGAGCAGAGUGGGAGCAGAGUGGGAGCAGCUGGACACUCCCAGCUGGCAGGAGAGGCUGGCACGGGGCUGCUUUGUGGGGCUGUGAGUGUUGUUUGCUGUGGACUCCGCCGGCAAACAGGACUGGGACGGGCACUUCCCUCCUUCCCUGAGCUCCCCCAGGGCUCACCCACACAGGGAAUGGGAUCCCAUGGCUCCUGUAAGGACACUCCCAUGUGGAGUGGGACACUCCCACGGAUCGUACACUGAGGAAUGGCUCGCUGGCCACUGGCUCUGCCCCUUCGCUAGCCAAGGGCAGCCGUUCUUUUUAAUUAUAAUUAUUGUUAUUUAAAAUGAAAGUGUUUUAGAUUUGCCGCCUGAGGCGCUUUUUUGUUUUCUUUUCUUUUCCCUCCCCUCUCCCCACCCCAUUUCCCCCUCUGGACCCUUCAGCCCAUCCCAGGGGACCUAAGCAAGGCCAGGUUGGAGGUGUUUGGGUGCAGCAUCAGGGCAGCUCCUGUCACCACUGCUGUCCCUCCCCAUCCUUCCUCCCAUGGCACAGCCCUUCCCACCCACCAGAUCCUGGCUUCUCUUGCCCUGUGGCUACUACUGAGGCCUCUCAGGUGUCACCUGGUGAGGAGCCCUUUUUCUCUGCUCUGCUCUGCUCCCCACCCUGAGCCCCUGGAGAGGGGCAGGGUUGGCCUGGAUGAUCCUUCCUGGCCCCAGCUCUGGCCUGGUGCUGUUCCCCUGCAGCCCAGGGGGUUCAGUUGCUGCUGUCUCUGUUUUUUCCCACCUUGUCCUGCUGAUCCUCUCAAGGCAAGGAGUGUGUUUGGGGCUUAGGGAAGAUCCAGCAGCAGCAGCAGAGCCAUGGCUGGGGGUGCUCCAGGCUGCUGGAGGCUCUGACC